Alexandromys fortis (reed vole) is the source of this 939-nucleotide messenger RNA. Its product is annotated as olfactory receptor 150-like. The coding region runs from base 4 to 939 and encodes 311 amino acids. Lineage: Eukaryota; Metazoa; Chordata; Mammalia; Rodentia; Cricetidae. The transcript has a single exon. Gene Ontology annotation, biological process: G protein-coupled receptor signaling pathway; sensory perception of smell. Gene Ontology annotation, cellular component: membrane. The record is from RefSeq and is a predicted model, not a curated record. Gene Ontology annotation, molecular function: odorant binding; G protein-coupled receptor activity; olfactory receptor activity.
AGAAUGGAAGAAGUAAAUCAAACAACAGUGACUGAGUUCAUCCUCAAUGGGCUAACAGAGAAUCCAGAGCUCCAGGUGCCCCUAUUCCUCAUCUUUCUAGGACUCUAUUUGAUUACAAUUGUGGGAAACCUGGGCAUGAUCAUCUUGAUUAUGUUUAGUUCUCAGCUUCACACACCCAUGUAUUAUUUACUCAGCUGUCAGUCAACUGUAAUUACUCCCAAAAUGCUGGUAAACUUUGUGACAGAGAAGAAUGUCAUUCCCUAUCCAGAAUGCAUGGCUCAGUUCUACUUCUUCUGUUCUUUUGCUGUUGCAGAAUGUCACAUGUUGGCUGCAAUGGCAUAUGACCUCUAUGUGGCUAUCUCUAACCCAUUGCUUUACAAUGUAAUCAUGUCCUAUCAGGUUUGUUUAUGGAUGAUAGCCUGGGUAUAUGGUAUGGGCUUACUAAGUGCCACUGCUCACACUGUCUUCCUGCUAAGAGUCCUUUUCUGUAAGGCUAAUAUAAUAAGGCAUUACUUCUGUGAUCUUUUCCCAUUAUUGGAGCUCUCUUGCUCUAGUACUUUUAUCAAUGAAGUACUAGCAUUGUCCUUUAGUGCAUUUAAUAUUAUUAUACCAGCUAUGACCAUCCUUGGCUCUUACAUGUUCAUUAUAUUCAGCAUCCUCCACAUUCAAUCCACUGGGGGCAGAUCCAAGGCCUUCAGUACCUGCAGCUCCCACAUCUUGGCUGUUGCUAUUUUCUAUGGUUCUUUAGCUUUCAUGUAUCUUCAGCCAUCAUCAGUCAAUUCCCUGACCCAAGGGAAAUUAUCAUCUGUGUUUUAUACCAUUGUUGUGCCUAUGUUGAAUCCUAUGAUCUACAGCCUGAGAAAUAAAGAUGUCAAAGUUGCCCUAAAUGAGUUACUAGAAAACAUAAGUUUCUUCUUAACAAAGAACAGUUUUCCUUAG